UGCGAUUGGUGAGGGCGCACUUCACUAGGAACUCUUGAUUAUCAAAACAUUAUAAUACAAACUUGUAUUUUGGAUCGCAUAAUAAUAGUAUAUUUCUGGCUAGGCCUAAUGCCAAAAUGGAUCGAUUCGAAUGGUCUAAGGGUACCCUGAUACCAGGAGAAGUUACUGUGACCCAGCAAUCAGGAGUGAAGAUUUAUGAUGGGUCAGAAAAGACACCAUUUGAAAGAGGCAUGCUGGUCCUAUCCAGUCAUCACAUUUUCUGGAGAGAUCCACAAAGGCAGUCCUGUAUAAUAGCACUUCCGUUGUCACUGGUUUUGUUUGCUGAAGAAGUUUCUGAAGGUAGGGGGAGAAGUCAAAAGAUUGUUUUACACUUGUUGCCACCCCAGCCGGGCAAGCCUGUUGGCCCCUCGAUGAGCAGUGCGCAUUCUAAUAUAAGAUUUGGUUUUAAGGAAGCUGGAGAGACUGAGUUUUUUAGGUGUUUAAGUGAAGAGCUUCGCCGUAAACGAUGGGAGCAUGCGCAACCUGCCACGGUGGCCGUCAAACCAAAGGAAAUCCGAGCUGGAAUUGUGGGCAUUGAGCGCCGGAUAGAAGAAAAGCGCAAGGAAACAGACAGCACCAUCUCAAAAGCAUUUGAAGAUCUCAAUAAACUGAUGGAUAAGGCAAAGGAAAUGGUCAACUUAUCAAAGACAAUAUCCAACAAAAUUAAGGAGCGACAAGGUAGCAUCACAGAAAAUGAGACUAUCCAAUUUAAGUCGUACCUACUGAGUCUCGGUAUAUCUAACCCUGUAACAAGGGAAACACAUGGUUCGGGCUCAAAUUACCACAUAGAACUUGCAAAGCAGCUCUCAGAGUUUCUCAAACAACCAAUAGAGGAGAGUGGUGGCAUGAUGGCCUUAACAGAUGUUUAUUGUAGGAUAAACAGAGCAAGGGGUAUGGAGUUAUUGUCUCCUGAUGACCUGGUAGAUGCUUGCAAGCAGUUUGAUUAUCUCAAGUGUCCAUUAAGCUGGAGCAGCAUGAAUCUCUCUCUGCUGAUGAAUUAUCAAAGCUUAUCGGCAUAUCCAUAUCACUAGCGAAGUCCAGGUUACUUGCAGCUGAAGACUCUAGUAAGGCUUGUCGUGAUGAAACAGUUGAAGGACUGAGAUUUUAUCCCAACAAAUUUUUAACAUUAGCUCCCAGCUGAUUAUUUUCUCCAUUGAUUUUUAAAACAUAGGUGGCGUUUUUUUAAUUUUUAAAAAUGGUAUUAUUAUUGUUAUUUAAUUUUUUUUAUUAAUAUGAUUUUAACUGUUGUUAUAACAUUAGAUGAAUUUUUUAUUUAACUUUAGACACAAUGGAUAAGAAUAUGCCAAACAGUUAAAUUUUCACUUUUCUAAGUGGUUUACUAAGUGACAAUUAUAUCAUCAUAAUUAUUACGUUUACAAGAAAAGCAUUCAUACAAAAUUCUCUAUAUACGUUUCAUUAUGAGGUUUAGAGAGUGUUGUUGAAUAUCCUGUUACCAUUACAUGAAUUGAAUUUAGGGUUGUGUGAUUGGAAGGCAAUUAUCUUAAGCAUCAAGCUAUUCAACUCGCGCACAAUCUUCAAUUGUAAAAAAAAAUAAAAAUGGUGACAAACAAUAACGCAUUAACUUGAUGGAUAGUUCCAUAAAGAUGUUCAAAUAAAGUGAAUAAACUAAUACUGCAUUUACAAAGGUUUUGAA
Molecule: messenger RNA, 1693 nt
Organism: Anneissia japonica
Lineage: Eukaryota; Metazoa; Echinodermata; Crinoidea; Comatulida; Comatulidae
Product: vacuolar protein-sorting-associated protein 36-like
Exons: 11
Coding region: 117-1070 (317 amino acids)
Biological process (GO): protein transport to vacuole involved in ubiquitin-dependent protein catabolic process via the multivesicular body sorting pathway
Cellular component (GO): ESCRT II complex; late endosome membrane
Molecular function (GO): phosphatidylinositol-3-phosphate binding; ubiquitin binding
Source: RefSeq, a predicted model, not a curated record